CAUAGUGACAUUUAUUGACCAGUGGGACAACAGGAUCUGGAUCCCGAGGUGGACCCUAAUCCGUUGGCACUGUUUCUUUUCUUUCUCUUUCUCUCUGAUACACCACAUUCACCAACCAAUAGUGCUUCAGAUCUCUGUGUGGUGCAUCACUGCUGAUUUCUCCCCAAUCCGUAUCCCAAUUCCCUGUUCCAUUGAUAUUCACCAUUCAUACAACUUGCCCUUUGGGAAACCCAAUAAACAACAACAACAACAACAACAACCAGAACCUUAGUCAAUUAUCCAAACCCUCAAAAUCUCAUUCGCAAGAAGGGAGGUUUUUCAACAGUUCCUUGAGUUCCUUGAAGAAGAUGGAAGUUUGCAAGCCUCUCAAAUCUGAUAGUACAUUAAAGCACCGCCCUUUGACCCCUCUUAGGAUUUUAAGGGGUUUGAUAUGCUUAGUGGUGUUUCUUUCUACAGCUUUUAUAUGUUUAGUCUAUUUGUCACCACUGGCAGUUCUAGGAUUGCAGCUAAUCAGUACACGUUUUAGUAGGAAGGCAGUGUCAUUCUUCUUUGGACUUUGGCUAUCUUUAUGGCCUUUUCUGUUUGAAACGGUAAACAGAACUAGAGUUGUCUUUUCCGGGGAUAGCGUUCCGAUGAAAGAACGUGUUUUACUCAUUGCUAAUCACAGAACUGAGGUUGAUUGGAUGUACUUGUGGAGUCUUGCAAUUCGAAAGGGAAGACUGGGAUACAUAAAGUACAUCCUUAAGAGCAGCUUGAUGAAACUGCCUAUCUUUGGUUGGGGAUUUCACAUUCUGGAAUUCAUUGCUGUGGAGAGGAAGUGGGAGAUAGAUGAGCAAAUAAUGCAGCAAAAGCUAUCAACAUUUAAGGAUCCCCAAGAUCCUUUAUGGCUAGCAAUUUUUCCUGAAGGAACAGAUUAUACUGAACAGAAGUGUAAAAGUAGUCAAAAAUUUGCUGCUGAAGUUGGUCUCCCUGUUCUAACAAAUGUAUUACUUCCAAAAACAAAAGGUUUCCAUGCUUGCCUGGAAGCUCUACGAGGCUCAUUGGAUGCAGUAUAUGAUGUGACAAUUGCAUACAAGAAUCAGUGUCCUUCCUUUCUGGACAAUGUUUUUGGGGUUGAUCCUUCAGAAGUACACCUGCAUAUUCGGCGUAUUCCUGUAGAGGAGAUUCCAGCCUCUGAAGCCAAAGCUGAUUCUUGGCUAAUGAAUACAUUCGAGAUCAAGGACCAAUUGCUUUCUGAUUUCAAGGUUGAAGGCCAUUUCCCUAACCAAGUAAAUGACAAGGAACUUUCUACAUUCAAGGGCCUACUCACUUUUACUAUGGUAGUUGGUUUUACUGCCAUGUUUACUUACUUCACUUUUUUUUCUCUCAUUUGGUUCAAGUUGUAUGUAGGCCUAUCUUGUGCCUAUCUUUCUAUUGCAACAAACUACAAAUUUCAAAUGAUGCCUUUAACAAAUUAUGUUCAUGCACUCUAUAACAGCAAGAAACAAGAGUGAAUAGGCUUCUCCGUCUUAAAUGUCAGUAUACAAUUUUGGUCUUGGUCUUGA
Lotus japonicus is the source of this 1544-nucleotide messenger RNA. Its product is annotated as probable 1-acyl-sn-glycerol-3-phosphate acyltransferase 4. The coding region runs from base 348 to 1493 and encodes 381 amino acids. The record is from RefSeq and is a predicted model, not a curated record. Gene Ontology annotation, molecular function: acyltransferase activity. The transcript has 4 exons. NCBI's taxonomy places the organism in Eukaryota, Viridiplantae, Streptophyta, Magnoliopsida, Fabales, Fabaceae. Gene Ontology annotation, cellular component: endomembrane system.